Lolium perenne is the source of this 942-nucleotide messenger RNA. The record is from RefSeq and is a predicted model, not a curated record. Lineage: Eukaryota; Viridiplantae; Streptophyta; Magnoliopsida; Poales; Poaceae.
AUGACUCCCGACGAGAUCACCAAGCUCGAAGCCGAGCUGAAGCAGCGCGAAUCCCUCCUUCAGGCGCGCAAGGACGAGCUCGACCGCCGCGCCGCCGAGAUGGGCAAGGCCGUCGACAGCAACCCUACCCCUCAAAAGCCCUCCACCGACUCCAACUACAUCAAGUGGCGCGAGCUCUUCCUCGUCGCCCUCGGCCGCUAUGUUCUCACCAGCCAUGUCACCGGCAGCGCCGACACCACGCCUUCGGACACCUCCCCCACCUCCGAUUGGGCGCGUGACGACUUCACCGUCCUCUCCUGGAUAUACGGCUCGAUCUCCCCCGAGCUUUUCGGCAUCGUCAUCUCCCCUGGCUCGACGGCGCGGCAGAUCUGGGACUCCAUCGCGAACCUCUUCCAUGACAACAAGAAAAGCCGCGCUCUUGCCCUCGAUGCGGAAUUUCGCAACACGCCACAAGGCGACAUGAGUGUCCAUGAUUACUGCGCCAAGCUCAAGUCUCUUGCCGAUGCUCUCGGUGACGUUGGUGAGAAGAUCUCGGAUGACACCCUCGUCCUCACGGUUCUCCGCGGCCUCAACGAGCAAUACAAUCACCUCCGCUCCUUCCUCCCCUACCAGGUGCCGUUCCCCACGUUCUUGCAGACGCGCUCCGCCCUGGUUCUCGAGGAGGCGCAAAAGAAGACUGAUGCCAAGCACGCGGCCUCUACCGCGCUCUGGGCUAGCGGCAAUAGCGUGCCUCCCAACGGCGGCACCACAUCGCACGCCGGGGGCGCCUCUUCUCCCGCCGGUCCUGGUGGUGGCCCUCCUUAUCCGCGCGCUCCUUCGUCCCUCCAGCCCGGCGUCUUCACCAACUUUAGCCGGGGUGGUGGCAGCGGAGGCCGCCGUGGACGUGGCGGUGGCCGCGGCCGUGGCCGUGACAGCAACAGUCCCUGGAUGUUUAAUCCCUAG